GUACUAGUCUACAAGACAUGCUAACACAAAACCAAACACUGAAAUACCUUGAGAUUAAUAGAUUUAGGGAUUUCGACGGUUUAUUGAAUGACACUCAAAUUCCCAUUCCCAGUUCAUUCCUGUCCUUCCUAACAACUGGUCUCAGACACAACACCAGUCUACAACAGUUGAGUGUAUCCAUUCCACUGAAUAAAGAGAUAAGAACUUUUAUUAAUGUCAUUUCUCAAAAAAACAACCUCACAGAACUUGAAGUGGACUUCACACCAGAUCAGGCAUACAGUAAUUCUAGUAGGGAAAAGAAGAAACAAAUAAUGACAUUAUUGUUUUAUGAACAGGUACUACCUGCUGUUACUAAUAUGUUAGAGUCACAUACAACCAUCAAACUACUGAAGAUAGAGUGUGAAGAUAUUAUUUAUUCAUCUCAACCUAACUGGAUAGAACUAGUACAACAUUUAUGUGAAACUAUCUUCAUCCAUUCAUCGCUUGAAUAUAUUGAGAUUGAUACAGGAUUUGUUUGGCUCAUAAAGCAUACUUUUGAAAACCAAAGAAAGACAUUGAUUGAUAGACACAAAAAGGAACAACCACACAAACCACUACCAAUAUUGAAUAUAAAACAAACUACUGUGAGCAGUGAUGAAGUAUUUUUUGUGGAUAAACAGUCUUGCUCCUUUGAUAAACUGCACUAUCUAAGAGCUGUAAAUGUCAUAAAAGAUAUGAUGUUACAAGUUGAACUGAAUGAUCAGCAAUUGAUAAAUUUAGAAGCCUAUGGAAUAAAAAUUAACCUGCUCAAGAAAUAUUUACGUGUAAGUUCAUCAGAAAAAAUGCAAGUGACUGCACUUGCAGGUGGAAAGUUCAUGUUUCCAAAAAACACAAUUCUUGUUAGUGCAGUAUAUGCUGUAUCUACAUCCAUUCCUACACCAAUGAGACUAGAGUUACAGCAUUGUAUUGAUCUAAUAAAUCAACCUGAUAUGAGACGCUAUCUUAGAUUUGCCAUUGCUUCAAUAGACAGUAGUUCUCCUUAUAAUUUUUUAUUACAAGAAGGAGACUUCAAGUCUGACAGUUGGUAUGGGUCUUUUAAUUUUACUACAAACUGUUUCAUAUGCAUAUUGGGACUGAAACAAGUGCCUAUUGAUCUGAGUGUAGGCCAACAAGGAAGUCAGGAGCAGCCAAAUCUACUAGUUCAAGAAGAAUCUCAACAAGAUGAGCUACAGCAGCCUGGAGGAAAACAGGAACAAGAGGGUGGAGCUUGCAGGAAACCUAGGCCUCAAGGACUUGGUCCUGCAGGACCAAAAGAUGGAAGAAAGAAAAACGAUGAUAAAAAAUUACAUAAAAAGGACAGACCUUCAUCUACUGAGAAGCCAGAUCUUUUUACUCAAGCUACUGGAAUAGACAAGUCCCAAACCUUUGCAGGACAGUUAUAUUAUGAAAGAAAAGAUGUAAGAGAUUCAGUUAAAUUUUUUGCUGUUAAAAAUUUAAAAGCCCUCCGUCAGCAUGUGAAGGAAGAGUAUCCUGAAUGGGAAGAAGGACAGGGUUUUCGCUUUAAGUUUAAAGAGGAAUACAUUGAAUUAGUGUUUGAUGACACUAAUCAAAAAUAUUCAAUAAAAGGCUGGUGUAUUAGGCCUCUUAUAGAUCCUUGUACAUUGUAUCAAAGUGAUGUGGAAAAUUUUGGUGGCGAUGAUCAUACUAUGCUUCCAUUAUGUCUCAUAACAGUAGAAGCUUCACCUGAAGCUAAAGGAACAUUAUGUUAUGGUGUACCAGUAAUGGGUGCAGAAAGAAAAAUAACAAUAUACAUUGAAUGUUAUCUAAAAACUACAAAUGAUGUUACCAGACCAGCUGGCUCAGGGGCUAGGACAGAUUUUGCUGCUUCAACUGAAAGACAAGAAAUUUUGAAUUGUAAUGAUCAUAAGAAUAGAAUAGUGACUGAGUUGGAUAAUUAUGGAUUUUCAAAGGGUGACUGGGAAAAACUUGGGCAACAUCUCAACGUGAAUUCUACUCGCUUAAAUGAUAUUAAAACUGAUCAUGGCAGAGAAGCAAACACUUGUGUGAACUUGUGUAUAGAAGCAUGGCUAAAAACUGGUAAAGCAACAUAUGGAACAUUGAUUGAAGCUCUUAAUGGAAUGGGAGAAAAUGCAGUAGCUAAUGAAAUAAUAAAAGCUAAUAAUAUAAAAAAUAUUUCUUGAUCCCCUAGCUAUAAUAAAUUGAUAUUGACUUAAUUAUUUUAUUUUAGGUAAUAGCCAAUCUUAGUUAUUAUUACUAGUGUUUUGAACAAUUAAU
Amphimedon queenslandica is the source of this 2274-nucleotide messenger RNA. RefSeq lists its product as uncharacterized. The transcript has 8 exons. The record is from RefSeq and is a predicted model, not a curated record. Gene Ontology annotation, biological process: signal transduction. Gene Ontology annotation, molecular function: protein binding. Lineage: Eukaryota; Metazoa; Porifera; Demospongiae; Haplosclerida; Niphatidae. The coding region runs from base 18 to 2180 and encodes 720 amino acids.